Messenger RNA from Myripristis murdjan (pinecone soldierfish), 4007 nucleotides. RefSeq names its product ribosomal protein S6 kinase a, like (gene rps6kal). Lineage: Eukaryota; Metazoa; Chordata; Actinopteri; Holocentriformes; Holocentridae. The record is from RefSeq and is a predicted model, not a curated record. The transcript has 22 exons. Gene Ontology annotation, molecular function: magnesium ion binding; ATP binding; protein serine/threonine kinase activity. Gene Ontology annotation, biological process: intracellular signal transduction; protein phosphorylation. Bases 591 to 2810 code for a protein of 739 amino acids.
AGCUUUUAAAACAUUUGGUUUCCAAACAUUCAUCUUGCACCUUUAAGAUCAGAGGCGUAGGUCAUUCGAAUAGAGAGCCGUAGGCCUACCUGAACAUACUGUGCGCCUGUUUUGCCCUUUCAUUAUUGAACAAGCUUGACGCUGUCAUGCACCGCUGCGUAAAAAGUAAAGUGCUCCUGGAUGUGACAGGAUCAGUGACCACAGUAGCCGGAAGCGAUGGUGUAUCAUCCAGAUGGAGGACCGUUGCACGGCAUCAAGUCCCCCAUGCCGCUUGUCAUCUCCCCCCUUUUCUGCUUUGCUCUAGAUGAGGGAAAUCCUUAACUGAGUUGCGUCAUAGCUACGUCAAUAAACUCUCAUUCACUGACGUUCAGGUACCACAGUAGCCGCCAUAUUCGCAUCUAUGGCAGGGUAGCGGUGCUCGGAGAGCGUAUGGUCCCGUCAACAACAUCAACUAUUCCCACACCGACCCCCAAUCCUCCCCUUAUAGCGGUCCACAGUCGCACGGUUUGUGUCUGAUCAUCAAAGCGGAAUAUCCAGACUUCCUCAUAGGGGAGACAUGCAACGUGGAGCGGGGGUUUAGGUGGACUAGGAUGCCUUUCUCCCAGCCAGAGGAAUCCUGGCACAAGAUGGAGGUAAAUAGCGUUAGUACGGAGGUCAAUGGACAUCAGAUCAUGGACGAGCCCAUGGAGGAGGGAGAGUCUUUCACACACUGUGAUGAUGGGGCAUAUAAGGAAAUUCCUAUCACGCACCAUGUCAAAGAGGGCUGUGAGAAAGCUGAUCCAUCACAGUUUGAACUACUCAAAGUCCUGGGCCAGGGCUCUUUUGGCAAGGUGUUUCUUGUCAGGAAGAUCAUGGGUCCCGAUGCUGGUCAGUUAUAUGCAAUGAAAGUUCUGAAAAAGGCAUCUUUGAAAGUCAGGGACAGAGUUCGUACUAAGAUGGAGAGAGACAUUUUAGUGGAAGUCAAUCAUCCCUUCAUAGUGAAAUUGCACUACGCCUUUCAGACAGAAGGGAAACUCUAUUUAAUACUGGACUUUCUCAGGGGAGGGGAUGUAUUCACUCGCUUAUCCAAAGAGGUUAUGUUUACAGAGGAGGAUGUGAAAUUCUACCUUGCAGAGCUGGCCCUGGCCCUCGAUCAUCUGCACAACCUGGGCAUAGUUUACAGAGAUCUCAAGCCAGAGAACAUCUUACUCGAUGAAGCUGGACAUAUCAAGUUAACAGACUUUGGCUUGAGUAAAGAGUCAGUGGAUGCUGACAAGAAGGCUUAUUCCUUCUGUGGUACGGUGGAGUAUAUGGCCCCUGAGGUGGUCAACAGGAGAGGACACACGCAGAGCGCAGACUGGUGGUCCCUGGGAGUACUUAUGUUUGAAAUGCUGACGGGGACAUUACCGUUCCAAGGGAAAGAUCGCAAUGAGACCAUGAACAUGAUUCUCAAAGCGAAGUUGGGGAUGCCACAGUUCCUCAGUUUUGAAGCCCAGAGUUUGCUGAGAAUGCUGUUCAAAAGGAACCCUGCUAACAGACUAGGGGCAGGGGCUGAUGGCGUGGAGGAGAUCAAACGGCACGCUUUCUUUUCAACAAUUGACUGGAAUAAGCUGUACAGGAGAGAGCUCCAGCCCCCGUUCAAGCCUGCAGCAGGUAAACCAGAUGACACGUUCUGCUUCGACCCCGAGUUCACUGCUAAAACACCUAAAGAUUCCCCAGGUAUCCCUCCCAGUGCAAACGCCCACCAGCUCUUCAAAGGCUUCAGCUUCGUCGCUCCAACCUCUCUGGAUGAGAACAAGAGCUCCCCGCUGCUCAGCAUACUGCCUAUAGUUCAGAUGCAUGGAGGCUCAGCCCAGUUCUCAGACCUGUACGACCUGCAGGAGGACAUCGGGGUCGGCUCUUACUCCAUCUGUAAACGCUGUGUACACCGAGUCUCUGCCAUGGACUAUGCUGUGAAGAUUAUAGACAAAAGUAAGAGGGACCCCUCUGAAGAGAUUGAAAUCCUGAUGCGAUACGGACAGCAUCCCAAUAUAAUCACCUUGAAAGAUGUGUAUGAUGAAGGCAGGUAUGUGUACUUGGUGACGGAGCUGAUGAAGGGAGGGGAGCUGCUGGAUAAGAUCCUCAGGCAGAAGUUCUUCUCUGAGAGAGAGGCCAGCGCUGUGCUCUACACCAUCACCAAGACUGUUGACUACCUCCACUGCCAAGGGGUGGUCCACAGAGACCUAAAGCCCAGCAACAUCCUGUACAUGGAUGACUCGGGGAAUCCUGACUCGAUCAGGAUCUGUGAUUUUGGCUUCGCGAAGCAGCUCCGGGGGGGUAACGGCCUGCUCCUCACCCCCUGCUAUACAGCCAACUUUGUGGCACCAGAGGUACUAAUGCGGCAAGGGUACGAUGCAGCCUGUGAUAUAUGGAGUCUUGGCGUUCUACUGUAUACAAUGCUGGCAGGGUACACACCGUUUGCAAAUGGCCCCAAUGACACACCAGAGGAGAUUCUAUUAAGGAUAGGCUCCGGAAAGUUCUCUCUGACUGGUGGCAACUGGGACACUGUAUCAGACACCUCAAAGGACCUGUUGUCCCAUAUGCUCCAUGUGGACCCUCACCAGCGAUACACAGCAGAGCAGGUUCUCAAGCAUGCCUGGAUUACCUGCAGAGACACGCUACCGCACUUCCAGCUCACACGCCAUGAUGCACCGCACCUAGUCAAGGGAGCCAUGGCUGCCACCUAUUCAGCGCUGAGCCAGAAGACGAGUCAGCCGGUGUUGGAGCCUGUGGCAGCGUCCAGUCUAGCCCAGAGGCGCAGCAUGAAGAAACUCACCUCAACGGACAUGUAGACACACAUGCAAACACACAGACACACACACACAUGCACACACACACACACAGCUCUUUCCCUAACUCUGACCUCACACUUGCACUCUCAUACAGACACACACACAGCCUAAAACCCUGGCCAGUCGACCUUACUGUCUCCCUUUUAAUCUAUUUAUUUGACACCCAGCAUACAUACAUACAUGCAUACAUACAUACAUAACACACUGGACAAGGUUGCAUGGUGAGGACGUCAGCUGAAGAGGAAGAGGGAAGCUCACAUAUCUGUUACUGCUGGGGAGACAGACUUGUAUUUAUUUCCACUGCUUUCAUAUGCACUUGCCCUCCUCGCCUUUCGUUCUUUCUUCCUUUUUAUGUGGGGAAGAAAUGCACCAGCUGAUGUUCUCCUUCACUGUGAUUGGCUGAUUCAAAGCUGCUUCGGUAAACUGUGCCCCCCCACUGCUCUUCAUCUUCACUUUGCCAUCCUUCUUUUCUCCUCGGUUCUCUUUCUUCUCUUCCGUCUUUGCUUUUUCGCUCUCUUUAACUUUCUUUUUCCUCAAAGUCAUAUACUGGUUUAUGUGUGAGAGUAUUGGUGAGAUGAUAUUGAUUGGGGGAGACUGUCUGGCUGUUUGCUUACAAAAAGCAGCUCUCAGACUCAUGCACAUACACAAAAAGAUGUGAUUCUGUUUGUGGCAGACUGUGAAGAGACUCCCAGGUUGAAAUCAUCCGCUAACACUUUCGCUUAGCAUAAAUGCAUGUGUGGACAGACCUGUAUUUCUCUAUCCUUACGAUUUGCAGUCUGAUUCCUUUACUUUGUGAUGCUAACAAAUGUAUCAGAAGAGGUAAAAACAUGCUGCAUAUGGAGAAAGAGACUCUCGAGGUCAAAGUUGAAAGAAUGUGUUAAUGACAAAAAUGCUCGUUUGCUAAAACUAUAAUAAAGAUAAUGAAGAUGAAGAGCAUGUGGGGGAGCUGUAAGGAUUUCCCUGGGGGGGACGGGACGUACCCCGUCAAACCAGAGAAGCUGAAUUAUUAAAAAAUAAAUAAAUAAAUAAAAUGAAAAAAUGGAAGAAAAAAAAAAAACAGAUCAUUUCCAUGGAUAUCUCUUCAAAAAGACAUUGUGGAAAUUGUACCAUAUUGUAUUUAUUUCAUUUAAUUUUUAAGAUUCUAUUUUUCUUUCAAGCUCUGUAUAUAUUGACAUUAAAGAUCAUUAUUGACAUGCA